Molecule: messenger RNA, 791 nt
Organism: Homalodisca vitripennis (glassy-winged sharpshooter)
Lineage: Eukaryota; Metazoa; Arthropoda; Insecta; Hemiptera; Cicadellidae
Gene: Atg12
Product: autophagy protein 12-like
Exons: 3
Coding region: 237-620 (127 amino acids)
Biological process (GO): nucleophagy; C-terminal protein lipidation; autophagosome assembly
Cellular component (GO): Atg12-Atg5-Atg16 complex; phagophore assembly site membrane; cytoplasm
Source: RefSeq, a predicted model, not a curated record
CUUUGAGUGACUAUUUUUUUGAGGUUAGACAAUAGACACUAAGUGAUGUUUAUCUGUUGUGAUUAGUGAUAAGCAUCAGCACCAAUGUUUUUUUUAACCUUUUCAGACAUCUUAUGUUAGUGUUAUAGAGAAACAUUUAUAAAUAACAGAUAAUUUAAUACAGUGUUGGUACCUUUUCUGUGCGUAGUUAUACAAGAACUUACAGCUUCAUUCUAGGUUAUCUCCUUUCAAAUCAAAUGGCUGAAACAAAAUCGUCUACAAAAGAUACCCAAGAAGCUUACACGGAAGAAACAAGUGAAUGUGAAGUUAACAAUGAAAAACCACCUGACAGCAUUGACAACAAACCUAAAAGUGACAAAAUUGAUAUCCUGUUGAAAGCUACUCCAAACACUCCCAUAAUGAAGAAGAAGAAGUGGUCGGUGGACCCUGACAAGAAGAUUGGAAGUGUAAUAGACUUUAUCAGGAAGUACCUUAAACUGGACCCUUCAGAACAUUUGUUUCUAUAUGUGAAUCAAGCAUUUGCUCCUUCACCAGACCAGAUUGUGCACAACCUCUAUGACUGUUUUGGAACUGAUGGAAAACUGGUCCUUUACUAUGGCUUGGGUCAAGCUUGGGGCUAAUCUUACCUUGUAACAGUGAAACUUUCUUUUACUAUUGUAAAGCGUUGUUAUAAAUAAUAACAGUGAUUUAAUCUGUAGACAAAUUUUAAUGUUGACAUAUUUUAAGUCUCUAUAAGCUUGUGUACAUAUUGCUGUAAAUGUUUUGUAAAUAAAUGUAUGUUUUUUACCUUA